Molecule: messenger RNA, 2742 nt
Organism: Brassica oleracea var. oleracea
Lineage: Eukaryota; Viridiplantae; Streptophyta; Magnoliopsida; Brassicales; Brassicaceae
Product: glutenin, high molecular weight subunit DY10-like
Exons: 10
Coding region: 129-2549 (806 amino acids)
Molecular function (GO): protein binding
Source: RefSeq, a predicted model, not a curated record
AAAAAGGGUUUCCUUCUACAGACAUAUAUAUAUCUUCUCCUAUUCCUACCUCUUCGCUUCUUCGUAUUCUCGCGACUGACAAAGGAGGCCACAGCAGAGAGAGCAUUUGUCAAGAUCCGAGAGAUAAGAUGAGCAGCAGCAGCAAGGCCAGCCUCGGCGGCGGAGGGAGAAAAGGCAAUAAUGAUAUUCCGUCUGGGUGUAGAAAAAUAGUAGAGAGCUUGAAGGAGAUUGUAAACUCCCCUGAGGCUGAGAUCUACGCUAUGCUCAAAGAGUGUAAUAUGGAUCCUAACGAAGCCGUUCAUCGCCUCCUCUCUCAAGAUCCUUUUCACGAGGUAAAGAGCAAAAAAGAAAAGAAGAAAGAGAGUCAGACAAGGGAUAUACCGGAUUCCCGGCUGCGUGGUGCUCAUAACGCAUACAACCGUGGUGGUAGAGGUGCUUCUAACCGUUAUGCUGGACGAAAUGGAUCUAGCCAUUUCAGCUCUACUGGUUCUGGAAACUUCCAGGGAAAAUCUACAGACAAGAAAGAGAGUGGAACCCAAGGUUACACAAGUUCUUGGCCUUCUGCCUCUGGAGUGGCAAACCACCAUCAGACACCCCACAGUGAUUCUGUUGUCACAGAAAACAAAUUACCAUCUGCUCCCUCGGGCGAUGGAGUAUCAUCAUCACAGUCUGCUUCUGGACAUCAAACUGCUUGGUUCGGAGCUCCAGGAAAGAUGUCUAUGGCUGACAUUGUGAAGAUGGGUAGACCACAGAGCAAGACAACAAACUCACAGCAAAAUGUCAAUAUGCGUUCUGAGAUUAACCACGAGCAAGAAGUUAAUGCAAAUCACCAGGUCCCUGUCAAAGACGAAUGGCCAUCGAUUGAAAAGCCACCGGCUCCUAGUACAUCUUCUGUAUCGGUAGCACCAGCAGAGUCAGAGAUAUGCAGUGGUCCAGCUGAUUUCCAAUCCGAUCAGCAUCUGAGUCACCGGUUAGGAGAUAUACGUUUAGCAGAAAAUGGCCCUUCUGAGAAUCUUGGAGGCGAACAUGACUCGGUUGCUGGUAGAAAUGUCCAAGAAGAUGAGUCUGGAGUUUCGUCUGAAUUUAAUGGUAAUCAGUAUACAUAUCAGACGCAUAGCCAUCGUGUAGAGCACCACAAAGAUGAAGAUGAGGUUUCAUCUGGUUCGGCCGAGUUGCAACAACUAACCGUAGAUGAUCAAGAAGCCUCGCAUGAAGAGGAUAGACCUGCUGUUCUCAUUCCAAAUCAUUUACUGAUCCAUACAAAAGAAUGCUCCCAAUUAAGUUUUGGAAGUUUUGGAUCAAUGACUUUGAGCAACAACGCAGAAGAGACUCCUGCUGUAGGUCAACAGGUCGAACAUUCAGAUGCUAGAAAUACUGAGUUCUAUGGAGAUGAACAACUUGGAAGUAGAGCCAAUGGAAAUAUGGGCCACGCACCUGCCGCUGGAAGUUAUGAUGAUUCUUUGGAAUCUAGGCCGGAGGUUCUGAAACAAGAAAACUCCGAGACUGCUCAGGAGAACCAGUACGCAUUUGCUCAAUCUGAGCCAGGGUAUGGUAAGCAGCAGCAGCUGAAUACUGCAUAUGAUGAUGCCUCACAGACAAAUGCACAGAAUCAGAUGCAGAAUCUUGCUUCAUUAUCGAAUGUGAUGCAGGGGUAUCCACACUCAGUUCCCAACAAUUUAUUGGCACAAAAUGCGAGGGAGCUUGAUUUCCAAUAUGCUAUUGCACAGUCUAUGCAGUCAAGAAACAACAACAAUGCUUCACCACUUGGUGGCCAAAGCAUUCCCAUGCCAGAGGCGCUCCGUGGCAGUGGAGUUCCGGCAACGCAGCCAAGUCAGCAAACCUUACCCGGUGGUAACAUGGCAACUGGACCAGCUCUUCCUCCUCAACAGCUUCCAAUGCAUCCUUACUCUCAACCCACAAUGCCGCUAGCACACUUUGCAAACAUGCUUGGUUAUCCUCUAAUGCCUCAGAACUAUCCAUACAUGCCAUCAGCUUUCCCUCAAACUUUUGCUGGGAACAGCUUAUACCAGCAGCAACUAGCUGCAUUGCUUCCCCAGUACAAGACCAAUCUCUCUCCCAGUAAUUUGCCUCACUCUGCAACAGCUCUUAAUGUUGGAUCCGCUGGAAACUUCCCUCUUAACCAACACUCUACUCCUCCCGGUACAACGAUGGGUUAUGAAGAUGUUCUUAGUUCUCAGUACAAAGAGAGUAGUCAUCUCUUAGCACUUCAGCAGCAACAGCAGCAGAACGAAAACUCGGCAAUGUGGCAUCACGGUCAUGGCUCUCGAACCAUGUCUGGUGUUCCGGCUAACACAUACUACAACCUCCAAGCACAACAACAACUACAACAGGCUCAGCAAGCAGCAGGAGGGUAUCGUCAAGCUCAGCAGCAACAGCAUUAUGGAUCUCAGGGCUACCCUAAUUACUAUCAGUCCCAAACAGAAAUGUCCGUUGAUCGCCAGCAGCAAAACCCUAGAGACGGUGCAGGGGCUCAGGCUGGUAGUCAGCCCUCGAACCAAACCCAGCAGCUCUGGCAAAACUCUUACUAAAUAAAGAAAGUGAGUUUGUUUUAAUCAGCUUCUUUCGGUUAUAGAGAAGGUUUGUGUGGAGAGGCUAAAGAGGAAAUGGAUAUGUUCUGAAUGUAUUUACUACCAUCAUCAUCCUUUUGCCUCCUCUAUUAACUUAGGGAACACGCAAUUCCAAUUUCAUCAAUGCAACUUAUAGAAACGGAAAAUUUUCUUG